Daldinia decipiens is the source of this 1756-nucleotide messenger RNA. Its product is annotated as putative GPI anchored dioxygenase. Gene Ontology annotation, molecular function: ferric iron binding; oxidoreductase activity, acting on single donors with incorporation of molecular oxygen, incorporation of two atoms of oxygen. The record is from RefSeq and is a predicted model, not a curated record. NCBI's taxonomy places the organism in Eukaryota, Fungi, Ascomycota, Sordariomycetes, Xylariales, Hypoxylaceae. Bases 438 to 1553 code for a protein of 371 amino acids. The transcript has 4 exons.
CUUUUGAAAGGCGGUAGAUUUAGCCUUAUUCAAAAAAGUCGGGGGAUUCUUCGAACUCGACUCAGCCCCUGUCGGCCUAGAGCUAGUCAGCAGGGGGAUCGUCGCGCAAUUACCUAUUCCAUCUGGCAGAGCGCACGGCGUCCAAGACCGGAUAAACAGGGCCAACGUCAAAAAGUAAAUACUGGAUGGCUCAAAACCACUUGUCUUAUAGCUCGAUUCAUAUCCCCCUUUACUAAGUUUGUCCCUUCUUUCGACGUCCUACUGCCGGCGUCGCUGCCGUGGUCGACUAUGUCUGCCGUGAUGGUGCUUCUUGGCGGUCUUAAUGGAGAAAUACCAAAUCAUGUUAAGUUCGUCAACAUGUUCCGUUAAAGAGCUUCGUGCUUUAGGGGUUGGUGGUUAAAAAGGGGAGAGUGGCCUCUUUAUUCUGCUCGUUCAAAAUGGUGUUCGUGCCCUCGAUCGCGGCCACUCUAGCCGUGGCCUUGUUGUUAACCCCUAUGGCGGUUUUCGGACACCCGGGAGAGAAGUACGGAAAGCGAGAGGCGCUGGAGGAGAUGGGUAAUGCCCACGUCGUCAACAAGAUGAAUACGAGGGCCCUCGAGGCGUGUCAGAACUCGCCCGCGGUAAAAGCUCGCAAGGAGCGUGCUAUGGCUCGACGAGCAGAAAAGUUCGCACAGCUUCGUCGCGAUAAGGGUAUUGAACAGGCACCCUGGCUCCACCGCCGAGACGCCGCGGCAUUUAAGAAAUGGGCCGCCCUGUCGCACGACAAGACCGGGACAUCAGACUUCACCAAGGAGACUCCCAGCAAAGACGUCUUCGGCGCCAACACCAGCUGCGUGUUGACACCCAACAACGCCAACGGGCCGUACUUUGUGUACCAGGAACACAUCCGCACCAACGUAGUCGAGGACACGGUCGGCGUGCCCAUGCACCUCGAGCUGCAGUUCAUCGACGUGCAGACCUGCGAGCCGGCCGUCGGCGUGCUGAUCGACACGUGGUCGUGCAACGCGACGGGCGCAUACAGCGGCGUCAGCGCGAGAGGCGAGGGCGGGCUAGGCACCACGUACCUGCGAGGCGUGCAGCCGGUCGACGAGGACGGCGUCGUCAACUUCGACACCAUCUUCCCGGGCCACUACCAGGGGCGCGCCACGCACCAGCACUUGAUCGCCCACGUGGGCUCCGAGGUCCUGCCCAACGGCACGUACACCGGGGGCCGCGUCGCGCACCUAUCGCAGCUGUUCUUCGACCAGACGCUGCGCGAUGCCGUCGAGGCCACCGCGCCGUACAAUACCAACCGCAUCCCGCACACGAGCAACCUCGGGGACUGGUUUACCGGGUACGCCGCCACGUCCGAGUACGACCCGUUCCCGAAUUACGUCUCGCUGAGCAACAAGCUGGGAGACGGGCUGUUCGUCUGGGCCGAGCUCGGGCUGAACACUUCGUCGAACUGGGAUCAUUAUGCCCCGUACGCGUCGACUUGGAAGGAGGGCGGCGGGUAUGAUAAUCCUAACUUUGACUUCUGGGCUGUGGCUAGCCCGCCGCCGACGCAUGGUUAAGGCUGGUUGGCGAGAUGAUGGGUGGGGUGGAUAUCUCUAGGUUGGGGUUUGUCUAUUGUAUAAUACCAACAGAUAGGAUAUAUAUAUAUAUAUGUAUAUAUACCUAGAUAUCUUAGAGGCAAGAGGAGGGGGCGAGAAAUCCAAGAUUCCUUAUAAUAAAGCUCUUUAGAAUUCAUAACUCGAGCUUAGCUCAAGUUACCGAC